CUGGACGACCUCACGGCUCAGCUGUUGGAGUUGAAACAGCAACUGGAGGCAUCGAAGCGGGAGCAGUUUGAGGCUGCAGCGACCAAGAUCCAAAGAGCCUAUCGCAGAUUCUGUCCUCGGUGCAAAUAUGUGAAGACAGUGCAACGAGAUGCAACGCAGGUGAAUCAGGCUUUAGGCGAGAGGGAUGGAGUCGGAGAUGUAGGUGGGAGUCCGGGUGUAGGUGCUGUGUCGGUAGGAUUGGCAGUAGGGGGAGGAGACAGAGAGAGAGAGGAGGAGUUGGUGGUGGAGGAGGAGGAAAGGAAAGGAAGGUCGAAGCUUCAGCAGAAGGAAAUAGAAGAAAGAGCGAAGAGGGAAUGA
Molecule: messenger RNA, 357 nt
Organism: Octopus sinensis (East Asian common octopus)
Lineage: Eukaryota; Metazoa; Mollusca; Cephalopoda; Octopoda; Octopodidae
Exons: 3
Molecular function (GO): protein binding
Source: RefSeq, a predicted model, not a curated record